AUGGAGCAGCACAAAAAACCUCGGAGUUUUCAUCCAGGCGAAGAAGGCAGGGGAACAAAGUGGACAGUUGAUGGGACCGUUGGUGGUUUCAAUAGUGAGACAGAUGAGGUUGCUUUGGAACAAGUUGAGGAUGAUCAGGUAGGUGAGAGGAAAAAUGGGCACACAAAGCUAUGUGCCAGAGGCCAUUGGAGACCUCAAGAAGAUGCCAAGCUCAAAAUGCUUGUAUCUCAAUAUGGCCCUCAAAACUGGAACUUGAUUGCUGAGAAACUUGAAGGAAGAUCAGGGAAAAGUUGCAGAUUGAGAUGGUUUAACCAGUUAGAUCCCAGGAUUACUAGGAGGGCUUUUAGUGAGGAGGAAGAGGAAAGGCUCUUAACUGCACAUAGAAUGUAUGGUAACAAAUGGGCCAUGAUUGCUAGGCUCUUCCCUGGAAGGACAGAUAAUGCUGUCAAAAACCAUUGGCAUGUGAUAAUGGCAAGGAAACACAGGGAGCAAAGCAGUGUGUACGGGAGGAAGAAGCCCUCUUGUUCAACGGUCAACUUGAAGGGAUAUGUUUUGAAGACUCCCCAAAACUAUGCAUGCAGUGAAUCAACCAUUUCUAGCAACAAUGUUGAUGAAUCUGGAUCUGCAUGCACUGAACUCUCUCUCACGCCUUCAACCAGAGUUCCUCCUGGUCCUGGUUCUAUGUCCAGUUUUAGUCCUGUUCAGCAGGAACAACCAUUUGGGUUACGGAUGGGCUCGUCAGCAGAGGAAAGAGUGGGCAAAAUGAGAAAUGCAAGUCUCGGUCGUUUUUGCGGCAAUGGGCAUAUAGCAACUGUGAGAGAUCUGGAUCAACCUGGUCAUUCAUAUUCGAAAUCAGAAGUUUCUGCAACCGAAUCAGUAGCCAACAACAAUACCAAUCUCUUCAUCUGUUGGGAAAAUGAGAAGGGGAAUGAGAACAAGAAGAUGCACUUCAUUGAUUUCCUUGGAGUAGGUGCCACUUGAGAAAUAGUAGAUUCUGGGAUUUCUGGUUAGAAAAAGAAGAAAAUGAGAAGAAUCAUGAUGUGUCUGGUUAGAAAUUAAUGCCUUUUCUCCAGUUUGAGUCUCUGAUUUGCAGGAAAAAAUUGGUUUCUGCAGAAGGAGGUCAUUCUACAGUGGUGUACAGUUAGU
Molecule: messenger RNA, 1146 nt
Organism: Ilex paraguariensis (yerba mate)
Lineage: Eukaryota; Viridiplantae; Streptophyta; Magnoliopsida; Aquifoliales; Aquifoliaceae
Source: the annotation of a GenBank genome assembly